CCUCUGUUGCUACACGGUCGUAUUUGACAGCGGGACCAGCGCAGAGCGACAGCAGCAGCUAUGGCUAAAAGUGAUGGAUGCGAUUAUUUUAAAAGAACCAGCACAUUUUGGAUCGUCGCCGUGACACUGGCGAUGGGAUUUUACACUUGCAUGGUGUUUGCACCAGAACUUCUCCCGUUGGAGCAUCUCGGUCUGUUCGGCACUUUCUGCAACCACCUUCUGGAUAACUAUGAUGGCAUCAUGUACAAAGGGUGGUGGGCUGCCUGGGCCAUCCAUGUCUAUGAGGCCUAUCUGGCCUGGAGGAUGUGUGGUAACAAAGGUAUCCACAACACGGCCACUCGCUGCCUCUGGGUCUUCCAGACCUUUCUGUUUGGCUUCGCCUCCCUCGGCCUGCUCGUCAAGUACGACCCCGAGCGCCCCAAACAGCACUGACUGCAGCAGGAGAAGCCCACAGAACAACACAGCAUAAGCUGAAUCCGGAGGAAAAAAUCAAUCGCUUCCUUGUGCCUCUUCUUCUUCUUCUUCUUCUUCUUCUUCUGUCUUUCUCUUUGAUAGGAAAUCCUGCUGAGGGAAAGUGGAGGAAGCUACCUGAGCCUUUUAUAAUGUUUCUUUUAACUGAAAGUAUUGAAGUGAAGACACAUCUUUGAUAUAGACACUACUUUUUCAUCCCUAGUUUAUCCUACUUUCAUCUAAAUUUAAUGUUCUAUUAAUAAACUAUAGAGGUUUUUACUCACAGCAAUAUAAACAGAGAUUAAUUCAGCACCAGACUUCGCUUAAUGAAUCUGCUCCCGAGCUGAAUAUGCAGUGCAAUAUACAAUGGGAACCUUUUUAUGAAAUAAUUUUUGUACUUUUAUGAUGUUUACAUUUAGCCUGGGUGAUGGCAGUUGGGAUAUUUUCUCAGCUGACAGGUUGGCUGCAGAUGGUACGCCGCCAUCGGCUUCAAAAAUCCAGGAUAAAAACAAAGAGCUGCUGUAUGCAUAUCAAGAUCACACUUUCCUUUCAUAUACUGAAGUGCUUUGAGUUCAACUUUUCAAACUAAAGACUGGAAGUUCUUAAUGUUAACACUAUAGAAUAAAGAGUGACUUACCAAACC
Centropristis striata (black sea bass) is the source of this 1093-nucleotide messenger RNA. RefSeq names its product transmembrane protein 254 (gene tmem254). The record is from RefSeq and is a predicted model, not a curated record. Bases 61 to 432 code for a protein of 123 amino acids. NCBI's taxonomy places the organism in Eukaryota, Metazoa, Chordata, Actinopteri, Perciformes, Serranidae. The transcript is spliced from 4 exons.